Aphidius gifuensis is the source of this 14031-nucleotide messenger RNA. It is a transcript of the gene Dhc1, whose product is annotated as dynein axonemal heavy chain 5-like. Gene Ontology annotation, cellular component: dynein complex. The coding region runs from base 1 to 14031 and encodes 4676 amino acids. The transcript has 5 exons. Gene Ontology annotation, molecular function: minus-end-directed microtubule motor activity; dynein intermediate chain binding; ATP hydrolysis activity. The record is from RefSeq and is a predicted model, not a curated record. Gene Ontology annotation, biological process: microtubule-based movement. NCBI's taxonomy places the organism in Eukaryota, Metazoa, Arthropoda, Insecta, Hymenoptera, Braconidae.
AUGUUUGUACAAGGACCUGGUAUUUGUGAAAGAUCUGAUAAUUCUGAUUAUGCAAGUGAUGAUGAUGAACUCAGUGGUGAUGUUAUUCAGAAAAGACGAGAAGAAUGUGAAAGAAAAGCCCGACGUGGAGAGAUGGAUCCACGUCUUGAAUUUGCAUUUCAAUUGUUGAUGGAUGGAACUGGUUUACCACGUCAUGAAGUGAUGGAUCAUGUAUUUGAAGGAGACAUGCUUGAUGAUAUUAAUCAGCUAUUUAUGCCUCACAUGAGAUCGACUCUUGUAUGGUACUAUCAAGCUGUUGAUGAUCCUGAACCACAACGUUCAACAGACAUGGGACAAACAAUAAAAGGAGGAACAACAACAAGAAUACCUCAAGGUAAUACAGUACCAAUUAAAGUUAAAGAACAAAAAGAACCAAGAGAACCACCAAAAAAGAAACUUUUUUUAACUGAUGGAUGGCAAGUUCCAUGUACUGGAGUUUGUAUUUACAUGUACAGAAUCAGCACGUCAAAACAACUUCCAGAAGAAGGCUUUCAAAGAGACUUAUUUACUGGUGUUAUAAAUACUGAAAAAGUUGGAAUAAUAACAACAAUACAAAGAAUUGUUGAACAAGUAUUUAUGGAUGCACUUGGACAUCCUGGUAUUGAAGAUGAAGAUGAUUGUCCAAUGAUUAAAAGUCUUCUUCUUCCUGGACUACGAUCAUUUUGUAGUGCUUUAAAAGUUUGUGAACUUGUUACACUUGAGGGAAAUAUAUUUGAUGAUGGUAAAAUAUUGAUGGAAGAAGUUACAAAUUUUGAUAAAGCAAAAUUAUAUUUAAUGAAAAAUGGAUCAUCAGAAAAAAUUGAAGAACGUGUUAAAAUAUGGAUUAAAAAACUUAAAGAUUUUAUACUUGAAAGUAAACAAGUACGUCGUGAAAAUGAUAAUUCUGGUCCUCAACAAGAAUUAGAAUAUUGGAAAAGAAGAGGAGCACAAUUUAGUCAAUUAGCAACAAAAUUACAAGAUCAUGAAGUUAAAAUGUCACUACUUUGUCUUCAAGUAUCAAGAUCAAAAUUAAUAAAAGAAUGGGUUGAUGCUGAGGAUGAAGUAACAUACUGUUAUAAUGAAGCAAAAGAUAAUGCAAAAUUUAUUCAGGCACUUGAAAAAUGUUGUCAUUGUCUUUAUCUUGAUGAUCCAGUUAAAAUGAGAGAUUCACUUGUUUCAUUAUUACAAACAGUUAGAUUAAUUUACAGUGUAUCAAGAUAUUAUAAUACAUCAGAAAGAACAUCAUCAUUAAUGGUUAAAAUAACAAAUCAAAUGAUUGUUGCAUGUAAAGAUUAUGUUACAAAUCGUGGAAGAGAAACAGUAUGGGAUUUAGAUAGAUCAGCAGCAAGAUCAAAAUUAAAACAUUGUCUACGUCUUAAUAAAGCAUACAGAGAAACUUAUAGACUUGUUAGAUGUUCACCAGCAAUUUCAGAACAAGAAUUUUCAUUUUCAGAAACUCAUGUAUUUGGAAGAUUUGAUUCAUUUUGUUCACGUAUUAAAAAAAUACUAAUUAUGUUUGAUUUAAUUGAUGAUUAUAAAAAAUUAUUUGAACGUAGAAUGGAAGGUUUAUUAUUAGGUGAAGCACUUGAUGAUGCAACAAAAUCAUUUGAAGAAGCUAAAAAAAUUGCAACAAGUAAAUCUUAUGAUUAUUUAGAUCCACGUAAUUGUGAUUUUGAUAAAGAUUAUGAUAUUUUUAUGAUGAAAACUGAUGUAUUAAAAGAAAAUAUUGGUGGAAUAAUUGAAAAAAAUUAUUCUGAUGUUUGGGAAACACCACAGGGUAUACGUUUUUUAACAAGAUUUGAAAAAGUUAGUGAAAAAAUACCACUAGCAAAAUUAGAUGAAAAAUAUCAUUUAGUUGUUAAAUAUUGUGAUAAAGAAGUUGAAAGAAUUUUAAAAUUAUUUAAAAAACAAAGAGAUGAUCCACCAUUACCAAGACACAUGCCACCAAUUGCUGGUCGUUUAACAUGGGCAAAUGCAUUGAAGGUACAUUUGGAUGAAUUAACAGCAUCUGUAUCAAAUCAUCCUGUUCUUCGUACUUUAUCAUUAACAGCUGAUUUAGUAAAAAGAUACAAUCAUGCAAUAUCUGUACUUCUUCAAUAUCAAGAUGACAUUGCUGAAAUAUGGACACAUCAAAAUUCUUGGGUAAUGGAAGAUUGUUUAAAAAAAACACUUCUAAUUAUUGAUCAAGAAACAAAUAAAGUUAAAGUUAAUCUUGAGAGUAGAAUAAUACUUUUAUUACGUGAAGCUGAUUGUUUAGCUAAAUUAAAAAUGGAUAUACCAAUUGUUGCAUUAACAAUAUUAGUUAAACGUGAUUAUUUUAUUAUUGUUCAUGAUUCAUUACAACUUGUUAUUGAAGAUUUUGUUACAACAGCAAGAAGAGUUAAACUUGAAGUUAGACCAUUAUUAUUACCACAUUUAGUUCGUGUUGCAUCACUUUUAAGUCCUGGUCUUAAUGUAUUAACAUGGACAAAACCAGGCUGGAAAGAUUUUUGUAAUUCAACAAGAGAAGAAAUAAAAUCAUUUGAUAUAUUAAUAACAAGAGUACAUGAUGUUUAUUCAAAUAGAAUACUUCAAGUUUUAGCAGCAAUGCAAAAAAUAACACUUCAUGCAUUGCCAGAUGAUGAGCCUUGGAGUAUUGAAGAAUUUAUGGAAAAAACAGAAGAAGCUUGUCGUUUAGCUGCAAUUGAUCUUCAUCGACGAAGUUUAAUGGUUGAAGAAGCUGUUGAAGAAGUACUACAAUUAGUUAAAAAUGCUGCUGAUAAUUUUCAAAAAAAUAGUGAAAAUGAUCAAUAUGAUUAUGGAAAUAGUGAAGAAUCAUUUGAUAAUACAAAAAAUGAUGAUGGUACACAACAAGCACAAGAUUGGACUGUUGUAUGGGCAUGUUUUGAUGAUCCUCAUCAAUUAUUAACAUCAACUGGUUUUGGUUUAUCUAAAAAUAUGCAAGAAAUGGUAAAAAAUGCUGUAUCAGAAAUGCGAAGAUAUUAUUCAAGAAAAGUUGUUGAUGUAUUGAUAAAAGUUACAAGAAGUUCAUUAGAUUCAAUAAGAAAAAGAUUUAUCAGAGAAUUAGAUACAGAUGCACCACCAAAACCAGUUUUUUUACUUCAAAUAUUAUUAAUGAUACCGUCAGUUGUUGUUAAACCAAGUCUUGAAGAAGUACAAGAAAUAUUAACUGCUGCAGGUAAAGCAAUUGCUGGUGUAUCACGUGGUGUAGCACAAUGGAGUGCUGCUGGAAAUAAAAGUACAUGGAGAGGUGCACCUUGGUCACAAAAAAAAAAUUUAAUGAAUGUUGUUAUGAGAGCACAAGUACAUGCUGAUAGACGACGUGAUGAUGAACCAGAAGAUCCAAAAAUAAAAAGAAGAAAAUUGUAUAAAAUUGUAUCAGAAGAACGUCCAAUAUUUCCUGUACAACAAAGAAAUUUUCAUACACUUGUUAUGGAAAAUAAAGAAGUUAAUAAAGUACUAUCAAUGUUGAGUUCUUGUACACAAGAACUUCGUCAAGAUCUUGUUGAUUUUCUUGAACAAUGGAAACCAUAUAAAUAUUUAUGGAAAAAUGAAAAAAGUUUAAGAGAAUUACUUGCUGUUUCACUUCCUGAUUUUGAAAAUACAUUAAGAAAACAUAAUGAACUUGAAGAAAAACUUUCAACUGAAUAUGAUUUAUCAUAUUUAUCAACAGCAAUUGCAUUAUCAACUGAAAAAUUAAAAUAUGGUCUUUCAACUGAAAUUAAAAAUGCAACUUAUAAAGUUGGUCAAGCAAUGAAAAAAAAAUAUCGUCGUGAAAUGGAUUAUGUUUAUGCUGUUAUUAAUGAAAUGGAUAGAAAAUUAGAUCGUCAAAUACGUGAUUUAGAUGAUGUACGUUUAAUAAUGGAUACAUUAAAAAAAAUACGUGAACAAGAAGUUGAUAUGGAGCUUAAAAUUGAUCCAAUUGAAGAAGCAUUUAAUAUUGUAACACGUUAUGAAGUACCAGUUGAUCAAGAGUGUCUUGAACAAGUUGAUAAUUUACGUUAUACAUGGCAACAAUUACUUGUACGUGCUCAUGAUAGUCAUGUAUUAUUAUUAUCACUUCAGCCACAAUUUGAAGCUGAAUUAAAAAAUAAUUUAGAUAAAUUUAGAAUUGAUAAUGAGGCAUAUUGUGAAGAGUAUAAAUUAUCUGGUCCAAUGCAAACUGGUUUAACACCAAGAGAAGCAUCAGAUAGACAAAUAUUAUUUCAAAAUAGAUUUGAUGGUAUGUGGCGUAAAUUACAAACAUAUCAAAGUGGUGAAGAAUUAUUUGGUUUACCAACAACAGAUUAUCCUGAACUUUCACAAAUACGUAAAGAACUUAAUUUAUUACAAAAAUUAUAUAAACUAUAUAAUGAUGUUAUUGAUCGUGUUAGUAGUUAUUAUGAUAUACCUUGGGGUGAAGUAAAUAUUGAAGAAAUAAAUAAUGAACUAAUGGAAUUUCAAAAUAGAUGUAGAAAAUUACCAAAAGGUUUAAAAGAAUGGCCAGCAUUUUUUGCAUUAAAAAAAACAAUUGAUGAUUUUAAUGAUAUGUGUCCACUUCUUGAAUUAAUGGCAAAUAAAGCUAUGAAACAACGUCAUUGGCAAAGAAUUGUUGAAGUAACAAGUCAUACAUUUGAUCUUGAAAGUGAAGGUUUUUGUUUAAAAAAUAUAUUAGAAGCACCAUUAUUAAAAUAUAAAGAAGAUAUUGAAGAUAUUUGUAUAUCUGCAAUGAAAGAAAAAGAUAUUGAAGCAAAAUUAAGACAAGUUGUUAAUGAAUGGUCUGCACAUGAGCUAACAUUUAUGACAUUUAAUAAUAGAGGUGAAUUAUUAUUACGUGGUGAUACAACUGCUGAAACAAUUGGUCAACUUGAAGAUAGUUUAAUGAUAUUAGGAUCACUUAUGUCAAAUAGAUAUAAUGCACCAUUUAAAAAACAAAUUCAACAAUGGCUAACUGAUUUAUCAAAUACAAAUGAAAUACUUGAAAGAUGGUUACUCGUUCAAAAUAUGUGGGUUUAUCUUGAGGCUGUAUUUGUUGGUGGUGAUAUUGCUAAACAAUUACCAAAAGAAGCUAAACGUUUUAGUAAAAUUGAUAAAAGUUGGCAAAAAAUUAUGCAACGUGCUCAUGAAACACCUGGUGUUGUACCAUGUUGUGUUGGUGAUGAUUUACUUAAACAAUUAUUGCCUCAUUUACAAGAACAAUUGGAACUUUGUCAAAAAUCAUUGAGUGGUUAUCUUGAAAAAAAACGUAUGAUGUUUCCAAGAUUUUUUUUUGUUUCUGAUCCAGCAUUAUUAGAAAUUCUUGGACAAGCAUCUGAUUCUCAUACAAUACAAAAUCAUUUAUUAUCAAUUUUUGAUAAUACAAGAUUUGUUAAAUUUCAUGAUAUUGAAUAUAAUAAAAUGACAGCAAUAAUAUCAUCUGAAGGUGAAACAAUUGUUCUUGAACGUGCAGUAAGAGCUGAAGGAUCUGUUGAAACUUGGCUUAUGCAAUUACUAUUAACAUCACAACAAUCACUUCAUUCAAUAAUACGUCAAGCAAAUACACUUAUGAAUGAUCAAAAUUUUAAUUUAUUAUCAUUUCUUGAUAAAAUGCCAGCACAAGUUGGUAUACUUGGAAUUCAAAUGAUAUGGACAAGAGAUGCUGAAUUGGCAUUAAUACAAGCAAGAGCUGAUAAAAAAAUAAUGGGUGAAACAAAUAAUAGAUUUCUUGAACUUUUAAAUACUCUUAUUGAUCAAACAACAAGAGAUUUAACAAAAAUUGAUAGAACAAAAUUUGAAACAUUAAUUACAAUACAUGUACAUCAACGUGAUAUAUUUGAUUCAAUGUGUCGUUUAAAUGUUAAAACAGUAUCAGAUUUUGAAUGGUUAAAACAGUGUAGAUUUUAUUUUAAAGAAGAUUUAGAUAAAACAAAUAUAUUUAUAACUGAUGUACAAUUUAUUUAUCAAAAUGAAUAUUUAGGUUGUACUGAAAGAUUAGUUAUAACACCAUUAACUGAUAGAUGUUAUAUAACACUUGCACAAGCACUAUUAAUGUCAAUGGGUGGUUCACCAUGUGGUCCAGCUGGUACUGGUAAAACAGAAACAGUUAAAGAUAUGGGUAAAACACUUGCAAAAUAUGUUGUUGUAUUUAAUUGUUCUGAUCAAAUGGAUUAUCGUGGUCUUGGUAGAAUAUAUAAAGGUUUAGCACAAAGUGGCUCUUGGGGAUGUUUUGAUGAAUUUAAUCGUAUUGAAUUACCAGUAUUAUCAGUUGCUGCACAACAAAUUGCUGUUGUUCUUGCUGCUAGAAAAGAAAAAAAAAAACAAUUUAUAUUUACUGAUGGUGAUCAAAUUGAAAUGUGUCCUGAACUUGGUAUAUUUAUAACAAUGAAUCCUGGUUAUGCUGGAAGAAAAGAAUUACCAGAAAAUUUAAAAAUACAAUUUCGUACUGUUGCAAUGAUGGUACCAGAUCGUCAAAUAAUUAUUAGAGUUAAAUUAGCAAGUUGUGGAUUUUUAGAAAAUAUAACACUUGCUAGAAAAUUUUAUACAUUAUAUAAAUUAUGUGAAGAACAAUUAACAAAACAAGUACAUUAUGAUUUUGGUUUAAGAAAUAUACUUUCAGUAUUACGUACACUUGGUGCUGCUAAAAGAGUUAAUUCAAAAGAUACUGAAAGUACAAUUGUCAUGCGUGUAUUAAGAGAUAUGAAUUUAUCAAAAUUAAUUGAUGAAGAUGAGCCAUUAUUUAUAUCACUUGUUGCUGAUUUAUUUCCAAAUCAAGUAUUAGAAAAAACAUCAUACAUUGAACUUGAAACAGCAAUUGAUCAACAAGUACAAGAAGAAGGUUUAGUAUAUCAUCCACCAUGGGUAUUAAAACUAAUACAAUUAUAUGAAACACAACGUGUUAGACAUGGUAUUAUGACUUUGGGACCAACUGGAGCUGGUAAAACAACAUGUAUUCAUGUAUUAAUGAAAGCACUAACACAAAUGGGUGAAUAUCAUCGUGAAAUGCGAAUGAAUCCAAAAAGUAUAACAGCAGCACAAAUGUUUGGACGUCUUGAUGUUGCAACAAAUGACUGGACAGAUGGUAUAUUUUCAGCUUUAUGGAGAAAAACAUUAAAAAUAAAAAAAGAUGAACAUGUAUGGCUUGUACUUGAUGGUCCAGUUGAUAGUAUAUGGAUUGAAAAUUUAAAUUCUGUACUUGAUGAUAAUAAAACAUUGACAUUAGCUAAUGGUGAUAGAUUAUCAAUGGCACCAACAUGUAAAAUUAUAUUUGAACCACAUAAUAUUGAUAAUGCAAGUCCAGCAACUGUAUCAAGAAAUGGAAUGGUAUAUAUGUCAUCAUCUGGUCUUGAUUGGAAACCAGUUGUAACUGCUUGGCUUAAAACACGUACACAACUUGAACAACAAGUAUUUGAUAAAUUAUUUGAUGAUUCAUUUGCACAAAUUUAUUCUUGGUCAACACAAACACUUGUAUUAUCAAUACAAGUAUUACAAUGUAAUAUUAUACGACAAAUGCUUUGUUUACUUGAAGGUUUAAUACCACUUGAAGUACCAAUUGAUAAUGAAGAAGAUGAUGAUGAUUUUGAUAAAGAUAAACCACAACAACAACCAAUGACUAUUGAACAUUUAACAAAAUUUUAUAUAUUUUCAUUAAUUUGGGGAAUUGGAGCAUUACUUGAAACAUCAGAUCGUAUUAAAUAUCAUAAUUAUUUAAAAGAAAAUUUUUCAAAUUUAGAUCUUCCAACAUCUGAUAGAUAUCCAAAUGCAAUAUUAUUUGAUUUUUUUGUUAAUGAAAAAGGUAAAUGGGAUACAUGGUCAACACUUGUUACAAAUUAUAAUUAUCCUGAUUAUUCAUCACCUGAUUAUAAUAAUAUUCUUGUUCCAAUUGCUGAUAAUGUAAGAAUACAAUAUUUAAUUGAUUUAAUUGGUAGACAAGAUAGAUCAGUAUUAUUAAUUGGAGAACAAGGCUCAGCUAAAACAGUCAUGAUGAAAUCAUAUAUGAAAGGUACAAAUGCUGAUACAACACUUGGUAGAUCAUUUAAUUUUAGUUCAGCAACAACACCAUAUCAAUUUCAAAAAACAAUUGAAAGUUAUGUUGAAAAACGUAUGGGUAAUACAUUUGGUCCACCAGGUGGUAAAAAAAUGUUAAUAUUUAUUGAUGAUAUUAAUUUACCACAAAUUAAUGAAUGGGGUGAUCAAAUAACAAAUGAAAUUGUACGACAAACAAUGGAUAUGAAAGGUUUUUAUUCAUUAGAAAAACCUGGUGAUUUUACUGUUAUUAGUGAUGUUACAUUUUUAGGAGCAAUGGGUCAACCUGGUGGAGGAAGAAAUGACAUACCAUCAAGAUUAAAAAGACAAUUUUGUAUAUUUAAUUGUACAUUACCAAAUGAUACAUCAAUUGAUAAAAUAUUUAGUGUACUUGGUGAAGGUCAUUAUAAUUCAAAACGUGGAUUUUCAACAGAAAUAAGAAUGUUAAUUAAAAAAUUAGUUCCAUUAACAAGAUAUUUAUGGCAAAAAACACGUGCUAAAUUAUUACCAACACCAGCAAAAUUUCAUUAUGUAUUUAGUUUACGUGAUUUAUCAAGAAUUUGGCAAGGAAUGAUUGGCACAUUGUCAACUGUUAUUGAAAAAGAAAGUUUUUUAAUGCUUCUUUGGAAACAUGAAUGUACAAGAGUAUUUAGUGAUAGAUUUACAAUACAAACAGAUAAAGAUUGGUUUGAACAAGAAGUUAUUAAUGUUGUUAUUGAAAAAUUAGGUGAAUCUUAUGUUGAUAUGAUGAAAAAAACACCAGCAUUUGUUGAUUUUAUGCGUGAUGCACCAGAGCCAACUGGUGAAGAAGGUGAAGAUGCUGAUAUGGAAUUACCAAAAGUUUAUGAGCCAGUAUUUGAUGAUCAAACAUUACGUGAUCGUCUUGAAAUGUUUUUAGCACAAUUUAAUGAAAUGCAACGUGGAGCUGGAAUGGAUCUUGUUUUUUUUCCUGAUGCAAUGUUACAUUUAGUUAAAAUAUCACGUGUUAUACGACAUCCAAGAGGUAAUGUUAUGCUUGUUGGUGUUGGUGGUUCUGGUAAACAGAGUCUUACUAAAUUAUCAUCAUUUAUUGCUGGUUAUAAAACAUUUCAAAUAACAUUAACACGUUCUUAUAAUGUUGCUAAUUUUCUUGAAGAUUUAAAAUUUUUAUAUCGUACAUGUGGUGGUCAGGGAAAAGGUACAACAUUUAUAUUUACUGAUUUAGAUAUUAAAGAAGAAGGUUUUCUUGAGUAUCUUAAUAAUAUUUUAAGUUCUGGUGUUAUUAGUAAUUUAUUUACAAGAGAUGAACAAGCUGAAAUAAUAUCUGAAUUAACACCAAUUAUGAAACGUGAAAAUCCUAAAAAAACAUUAAAUAAUGAACUUGUUAUGGAAUAUUUUUUACAAAGAACAUGUCAAAAUCUUCAUGUUGUAUUUUGUUUUUCACCAGUUGGUGAAAAAUUUCGUAAUAGAGCACAAAGAUUUCCAGCAUUAAUAUCAGGUUGUACAAUUGAUUGGUUUCAACCAUGGCCACGUGAUGCUCUUGUUCUUGUUGCUGAUCAUUUUCUUCAUGAUUUUGAAAUAGCAUGUUCAAUUGAAGUUAAAUCACAUCUUGUUAAUGCACUUGGUUCAAUUCAAGAUGUUGUAUCAGAAACAUCAAGUGAAUAUUUUCAAAGAUUUAGAAGAGCAACUCAUGUUACACCAAAAUCAUAUCUUAAUUUUAUUGGUGGUUAUAAAAAUAUUUAUCGUUCAAAACAACAUGAACUUGGUGAAGGUGCACGUCGUAUGGAUACUGGUUUAGCUAAAUUAGAAGAAGCAUCAAUAUCUGUUGAAUUAUUAAAACGUGAUUUAGCUGUUAUGGAACAAGAAUUAGUACAAGCAUCUGAAAAAGCUGAAACUGUUUUAAGAGAAGUUACUGAACGUGCAACACAAGCAGAAUCAUUUAAAAAUCAAGUACAAAAAGUUAAAGAAAAAGCUGAAGCAUUAGUUGCAUGUAUUGCUGAAGAAAAAGCACUUGCUGAAGAAAAAUUAGAAGCAGCUAAACCAGCACUUGAAGAAGCUGAAGCAGCAUUAAAUACAAUAAAACAAGCACAUAUUGCAACAGUUAGAAAAUUAGGUAGACCACCACAUUUAAUAAUGCGUAUAAUGGAUUGUGUUUUAAUAUUAUUUCAACGUAAAAUUGGUUCAGUUAUUGCUGAUGCAACAGCACCAUGUCCAAAACCAUCAUGGGCUGAAUCAUUAAAAAUGAUGGCUAGUACAACAUUUUUACUACAACUACAAAAUUAUCCAAAAGAUAUUAUUAAUAAUGAAAUGAUUGAAUUAUUAGAGCCAUAUUUUAAAAUGGAAGAUUAUAAUAUGGAAACAGCAAGAAGAGUUUGUGGUGAUGUUGCUGGUCUUUUAUCAUGGACAAAAGCAAUGGCAUUUUUUCAUUCAGUUAAUAGAGAAGUACUUCCUUUAAAAGCAAAUUUAACAUUACAAGAAGCAAGAUUAAAAGUUGCAAUGGAAGAUCUUGCUGGUGCUGAGAGAGAAUUAUCAGAAAGAGAAAUGGCAUUACAAGCUGUUAAAGAACAAUAUGAUGCUGCUGUUUUUGAAAAACAAAGAUUAAUGGAUGCAGCAAAUGUUUGUUUAAGAAAAAUGACUGCAGCAACAGCAUUAAUUAAUGGUUUAGGUGGUGAAAAAAUACGUUGGACUGAACAAAGUGGUGAAUUUAAAAUACAACUUGGUAAACUUGUUGGUGAUGUAUUAUUAGCAACUGGAUUUUUAUCAUAUUGUGGACCAUAUAAUCAACAAUUUCGUGCUGGUUUAGUUGAUUCAUGGAUGAAUAUAUUAACAACAAGAAAAAUUCCAUUUACAAAAAAUUUAAAUAUCAUAAAUAUGCUUGUUGAUUCAGCAACUGUUUCUGAAUGGACACUACAAGGUCUUCCAAAUGAUGAUUUAUCUGUACAAAAUGCAUUAAUUGUUACAAAAUCAUCGUCUUAUCCACUUCUUGUUGAUCCACAAAAUCAAGGAAAAAUGUGGAUUAAACAUAAAGAAAUAAAUAAUGAACUUCAAAUAACAUCACUUAAUCAUAAAUAUUUUAGAACACAUUUAGAAGAUUCUCUAUCACUUGGUAGACCAUUAUUAAUUGAAGAUAUUGAUGAAGAACUUGAUCCAGUUAUUGAUAAUGUGCUAGAAAAAAAUUUCAUAAAAUCAGGCUCAAUUGAAAAGGUCAUUGUUGGUGAUAAAGAGUGUGAUGUUAUGCCAGGUUUUAUGCUUUAUAUAACAACAAAAUUACCAAAUCCAGCAUACAGCCCAGAGAUAUCAGCUAAAACAUCAAUAAUUGAUUUUACAGUAACAAUGCAAGGCUUGGAAGAUCAAUUACUAGGUCGUGUUAUUCUCAUGGAAAAAUCUGAUCUUGAAGCUGAACGUGUUGCAUUAUUUGAAUCUGUUAUGACAAAUCAACGAUCAAUGAAAGAACUUGAAAGUACAUUAUUACAUAGAUUAACAUCAUCUGAAGGUUCACUUGUUGAUGAUGAAGCACUUAUUGGUGUAUUACGUGAAACAAAAUCAACAGCUGAAUCAGUUAAUGAAAAAUUACAAGUAUCAGCAUUAACAGAAAAAAAAAUAACAAUUGCACGUGAAGAAUUUCGUGCUGUUGCUGCACGUGGUUCAAUAUUAUAUUUUUUAAUUGUUGAAAUGAGUAAUGUUAAUGUUAUGUAUCAAAAUUCUUUAAAACAAUUUUUAACAAUAUUUGAUAAUUCAAUAACAAAAUCAACAAAAAGUCCAAUAACAAGUGAAAGAAUUGACAUAAUAUUAAAUCAUUUAACAUAUGAAGUAUGGGGUUUUACAUUGAGAAGUUUAUAUGAACGACAUAAAUCAUUAUUUACCUUAAUGUUAGCUAUGAAAAUUGAUUGUCAUCGUGAUGCAAUAUCACAUACUGAAUUUAUGGCAUUUAUAAAAGGUGGAGCAUCACUUGAUUUAAAUGCUGUUGCACCAAAACCAUUUAAAUGGAUACUUGAUAUAACAUGGUUAAAUUUAGUUGAAAUAAGUAAGCUAGAUGUGUUUAAUGAAAUAUUAACAAAAAUUGAAUUUAGUGAACGUGAAUGGCGUUUAUGGUAUGAAAAAGAAAAACCAGAAGAAGAAGAUUUACCAUGUGGUUAUCAAAAAAGUCUUGAUGUAUUUAGAAAAUUAUUAUUAAUACGUUCAUGGAGUCCUGAUCGUACAUUAUCACAAGCUAAAAAAUAUAUAAUUGAUUCACUUGGUAAAGAAUAUGGUGAAGCUAAAAUUCUUGAUCUUGAUGCAACAUGGAAUGAAUCAGAAUCACGUAGUCCAUUAAUUUGUAUAUUAUCAAUUGGUUCAGAUCCAAGUCCACAAAUAACAACACUUGCUAAAUUAAAAACAACACAAUUACGUGCUGUAUCAAUGGGACAAGGACAAGAAUUACAUGCAAGAAAAUUAAUAAAUGAUGCAAUGAAUAAUGGUGGUUGGGUAUUAUUACAAAAUGUACAUUUAUCAUUGCCAUUUUGUACUGAAGCUAUGGAUACAAUUAUUGAAAAAGAUUGUAUACAUGAUUCAUUUAGACUAUGGAUGACAACUGAAGUACAUCCACAAUUUCCAAUUGGUUUAUUACAAAUGGCUAUUAAAUUUACAAAUGAACCACCACAAGGUAUACGUGCAAGUUUAAAAAGAACAUAUCAAAGUGUUACACAAGAUUCAUUGGAUUAUAGUACACAAGGACAAUGGCCACCAUUAUUAUAUGCUGUUGCAUUUCUUCAUACUGUUGUACAAGAAAGAAGAAAAUUUGGUCCACUUGGUUGGAAUAUACCAUAUGAAUUUAAUCAAGCUGAUUUUGCAGCAUCAGUACAAUUUAUACAAAAUCAUUUGGAUGAUAUGGAUCCAAAAAAAGGUGUAUCAUGGCCAACUGUUUGUUAUAUGCUUGGUGAAGUACAAUAUGGUGGUAGAGUUACUGAUGAUUUUGAUAAACGUUUAUUAACAACUUUUACACAUGUUUGGUUUUGUGAUGUAUUAUUAAGACCUGGUUUUGAAUUUUACAAAGGUUACAGAGUACCACAAACAAAAAUUAUUCAAGGAUAUAUGGAAUAUAUUAAUAAUUUACCAGCUGCUGAUACACCAGAAGUAUUUGGUCUUCAUUCAAAUGCUGAUAUAACUUAUCAAAUAAAUACAGCAAAAGGUAUACUUGAUACAAUAUUAAAUGUACAACCAAAAGAAGGUGGUUCACAGGGUGGUGAAACACGUGAAAAUGUUGUUUAUAAAUUAGCUGAUGAUAUGCUUAAAAAAUUACCAAAACAAUAUAAUUCAUUUGAGGUAAAAGAUGCAUUACAAAGAAUGGGUGCAUUAUUACCAAUGAAUAUUUUUUUAAGACAAGAAAUUGAUAGAAUGACAAGAGUUAUUAAAGAAGUACAAUCAACAUUAAGUGAUCUUAAAUUAGCAAUUGAUGGUACAAUUGUUAUGAGUCAAGGUUUAAAAAAAUCACUUGAUGCAAUGUAUGAUGCAAGAAUACCAGAUAAAUGGCAAAAAAUAUCAUGGGAAUCAGCAACACUUGGUUUUUGGUAUACUGAAUUAUUAGAAAGAGAUUCACAAUUUCGUAUUUGGUGUAAUAGUGGUAGACCAAAUGUUUUUUGGAUGACUGGUUUUUUUAAUUGUCAAGGUUUUUUAACAGCAAUGAGACAAGAAGUAACACGUGCACAUAAAGGCUGGGCACUUGAUUCAGUUGUAUUACAAAAUUUAAUAACACGUCAUAAUAAAGAAGACAUUAAAGAACAUGUACAAGAGGGUGUUUAUGUUUAUGGUUUAUUUCUUGAAGGUGCAUCACUUGAUCGUAAAACAUCAAAAUUAGUUGAAAGUAAACCAAAAGUACUUUAUGAACAAAUGCCAGUAAUUUAUAUUUAUGCUAUUAAUACAACUGCUGGUAAAGAUCCAAAAUUAUAUGAAUGUCCAAUUUAUAGAAAACCACAAAGAACUGAUUUAAAAUAUGUUGGUUCAAUUGAUUUUGAAACUGAUCAUAAUCCACGUCAUUGGACACUUCGUGGUGUUGCAUUGUUAUGUGAUAUUAAAUAA